Molecule: messenger RNA, 2343 nt
Organism: Magallana angulata
Lineage: Eukaryota; Metazoa; Mollusca; Bivalvia; Ostreida; Ostreidae
Exons: 7
Coding region: 92-1927 (611 amino acids)
Biological process (GO): cell-cell adhesion
Cellular component (GO): cell-cell junction
Molecular function (GO): cell adhesion molecule binding
Source: RefSeq, a predicted model, not a curated record
UUAAGAUCUUCCUGGUUUUGGUUAUCUUCCAUGUGUUUUUAAUUUCAUUUAAAGUGAAUAAAAUUCGCUGUGAAUGUUUUAAGGUGUAGAAAUGAUGCUGUUUAUUUCUCUCUUUAUUAUAUUAGGUUUAUCGUGGCAAGAUCAGUGUGUAUGUAUCUCAACCAGGUUUAAUUCCGGCACCGUUACGUUCGAAUGGACCAAACCCUCGAAUAUAACAAUUUAUGAUAUAAUGACUAUUAGGGACAGAAAACAUGAUAACUGGACUCAAGUUACUGAUAAUACGUUCGACGUGAGUGAUGCAUUAUUGUUUGAUUCCAUCAGUAUCAUUGUGACAGUACCAGGUCUAAAGUCAGAGAUUAACAACACAUUAACAUAUACAGUUUUGAAAGUAAAAGUUCAAAAUGGAAAAUCUGCAAACCUAUCCUGGGUUGCUCCAUAUUUUCCAAUUGCUAAAGGGUACACCGUAUACCAUAAAGACAAUACUACCAAAGAAAUACUUAAAAUAGAUGGUAAAGAUGGACCGGGAGAAUCGGAUAAAUAUAAGUAUCUCACAAAACCUUAUAAUUCGACAAACAUCAUGUUGGAAGUAAAAGACGUUACUCUGGGUGAUGCUGGAUAUUUCAAUGGUGGAGCAGACGAAAAAGCAGCAACGUCAGGUGGUGGGGUCGUUCUUAUUGUGUACGACAAACCAAAAAAGCCGGAAAUUAGAGGGGAUCUAAGCGUACUAAUAAACACGUCAUCAGAACUGACGUGUUCCAGUCAAUCAACCUCAGCCCCUGACUACUACUCCAAGCUCGCAACCUUGUCCUACACCUGGUUUGUCAACGAUACAAAGAUGGGUGAAGAAACUAAUCAAACUCUGAGAUUAAAGGUCACCAGAGGUCACAAGUACAACAAUUACUCCUGUAAAGCGACGGAAUAUGAACUGGAGUCUGACUGGAGUGAUACAGUCCAGAUCGAGUCUCUGUAUGGACCAGAUAAAAUAACAAUCACUCCACAUCCAAAUACUAGUAUGCAGGAUAACGGAAUGGUCACUAUAAGAGAAGGCGAAACAUUCGGUCCAUACCAAUGUCUCGUCGAUUGCCACCCGCCCUGUAAUGUAACCUGGACAUACAUGAACUCUACUGGUCAUCUUGAAGUCAUUUCUAAAAACGGCAAUUUGUCACUACCGCAGAUAAACAAAGACAUUAAAUUGUUCAAGUGUGUAGCAACAUGGGGAACUGAAACAAAGAAAGAGAAGAACAUAACACUGAAUGUCCAAUAUUUGGGAGAACCAUUGAUCUUAGUAAACAACAGUCAUAGUUCCGACACUAAUAUGGAUUUACAAGAAAACAUACCUUUUAAUGUUUCAUGCCUCGUGGACGGAAACCCAAUUCCUAACGUGCGUCUGACAAAGGGGUCUGAGAAUAUCUCAACAAACAGCAAAAAUACAAAGUGGGCGAACCACACAUUUGUUUCAGCAGGAUGCGCAGAUGCAGGAAACUACACGUGUGUAGGAGGUUCUGAAGGAUUCGGCGUUAGUGAAAAGACAUUCAGAAUAAACAUACUAUGUAACGUACGAAUCGAUGAUUCGAUUCCUUUUCACAAAAAAUAUGGUUCCCCGAGCGGAAUAAAUGUAAGAGUAGCAUCGGUUAUCCCAGUUAUUGCCAACCCCAUUCCCCAAUAUCCUGCUAUCAAGUGGGUUGGUCCAGGAACAGAACAAAUCCAUUUCAAUGUGUCCGGACGAGGAGUUCCUUACAGGCACUGGAUCAACACUUCUUUUCCAGUAUACAACCACAGUUAUUUCGGAAACUAUACCAUGAUCUACGGAGAUGAAACAAUUCUUACCAUUACAAUAAGUGAACGAGGUUUAUUCUUUGUUAACAAAUAUAAUUGCAUUUCAAUAUGUUCAUUUUACAAUAAUUAUAAGCUAUCAGUCCCUCUGUAAUUUUUUUCAUAUUCUUCCAUUAGCAAGUAUUGUAUUACAAUUUUCAGAAUACAAUAAUAUUCUAUUGACAUAAUGCAAUUACAUUUUAUUUGUAAAAUGUUGACUUCUCUGCGUGGUUUCUUUUUGUCUAUCAGACAGACCUCAAACACCACAAAACUUUACCUGGCAUUCCUACGCGGGUGGUCACAUAAACUUGACGUGGGUGUCGGGAUUCAAUGGAGGCCCUGAACAGUAUUUUGUUGUAUCCCUCGAAAAAGACAAAUGGGAAACAGUGGCUAACGUUUCUGAUCCUGGUGAAGGCAGUGUCGUGUAUUUCAACCCCGGAUCUUUGGCCCCGGGUCAAAAAUAUCGAUACCGCUUGGAGAGCUGUAACUCAAUCAAUUGUUCCAUAGUAUCUCCUGAAAUUACAAUAAAUG